Molecule: messenger RNA, 3257 nt
Organism: Platichthys flesus (European flounder)
Lineage: Eukaryota; Metazoa; Chordata; Actinopteri; Pleuronectiformes; Pleuronectidae
Product: cylicin-2-like
Exons: 29
Coding region: 96-2924 (942 amino acids)
Source: RefSeq, a predicted model, not a curated record
CAUAAAAAAGUCCAGCUCCUCACCUUGUUACCGAACUGCCCAGGUAGGUCUGUCAGAGGAGACCUGGGCCCCUGGACUGAGAGACCUGGACCUGGAUGGAGUCCAUUCUCCCCAAAGCACCAAGUGGAGCGGCCGCUGCAGGUGUCGAGCAGCCGGCGGCUGUCCCCCUGCCCUGUGGUUUGCCGCCCCUCGCCGAGGAGGCAGAGCCUGCAGGUCUGCAAGAGAAGAUUCAACCUAAACACCCGUCAGGAGCAAGAGAUGGACAGGGUCUGUUCUCAUUCGACAGUUUGGUGUCUUCCGACGAGGAUGAGGGUCUUGGCAAGAAAGAUAAAAAGAAGAAGAAGCUAAAGAAGAAGAAGAAGAAAGCUUCCAGCUCCUCCUCAUCUUCUUCAUCCUCCUCCUCCUCCUCCUCAUCUUCCUCCUCUUCAAGUAGCUCCUCAGACAGUGACAGUGACAGUGAGGAUGACAAGAAGAAGCAGAAAAAGGACAAGAAGAAGAAAAAGGAUAAGAGGAAAGAGUAUGUCUGGGACAGUGUUAUCAUAUCUCAGUCUGGUCCUGAUGAACAGACAGAGCUGGUGUGUGGAGAGGGUCUGAAGAACAGCCUGGAUUCGGACUCAUCAGAUGAUACGGAUGACAAGAAGAAAGACAAAAAGAAGAAGAAGAAGAAGGACAAGAAAAAGAAAGACAAGAAGAAGAAGAAAAAGAAGGAAUCAUCAUCCUCCUCUUCAUCUGACAGUUCAUCAUCUGACAGUGAGGAUGAAAAGAAGAAGAAAAAGAAAAAGAAGAAGGAGUCUUCAUCAGAAUGCUCCUCUUCUUCAUCCUCUUCUUCUGACAGCGAAGACGACAAGAAGAAAAAGGACAAGAAGAAGAAGAAGAAGAAGAAAGAUAAGAAAAAGGAUUCAAGUUCCUCAUGUUCAUCCUCAUCCUCAUCAUCUGACAGUGAUGGAGAUAAGAAAAAGAAGGACAAGAAGAAGAAGAAGAAGAAGAAGAAGGACAAGAAGAAGGAUGAAGAGCAGAAUGAGCUCAGCAGUGUGGUCGCUCUCUCAGCAGCUGAAAAUGAGACUGCAGCACCAAGUACUGAUGGAGAUAAAAAGACAGAUGGAGAUGCUGAGAAGGCAAAAGACAAAGAGCUUAAAGCAGCAGGCAAAGACAAGCUGUGCGCUGCAUCGGCUGCAGGGGGGACAGAGGCAUUCUAUGAUGCUAUCGAGGAAGGCCACCUGAGUGAUGAUGAAGGAGAGGGCGACAAGGAUAACAAGAAGAAGAAGAAGAAGAAGAAGAAGCUGAAGAAGAAGAAGGAGAAGGAGUCUGGUUCAUGUUCAGACAGUGACGAUGAUAAUGAGGAUAAGAAGAAGAAAAAGAAGAAGAAGAAGAAGAAGGAAAAGGACUCUUCAGGCUCCUCUUCAUCUGAUAGCUGCUCUUCAGAUAGUGAAGAUGAUAAGAAGAAAAAGAAGAAGAAGAAGAAGAAGGAGAAGAAGAAGGACAAGGAUUCGUCUGAUAGCGAAGAUGAAAAGAAGAAGAAGAAAAAGAAGAAGAAGACAAAGAAGAAGAAGGAUAAGGAUUCCAGCUCUUCCUCCUCGUCCUCUGAUAGUGAAGAUGAAAAGAAGAAGAAGAAAAAGAAGAAAAAGAAGCCAAAGAAGAAGAAGGAUAAGGACUCCAGCUCUUCCUGCUCUUCCUCUGAUAGCGAAGAUGAAAAGAAGAAGAAGAAGAAGAAGAAGAAGAAGAAGAAGAAUAAGAAGCCAAAGAAGAAGAAGGAUAAGGACUCCAGCUCUUCCUGCUCUUCCUCUGAUAGCGAAGAUGAAAAGAAGAAGAAGAAGAAGAAGAAGAAGAAGAAUAAGAAGCCAAAGAAGAAGAAGGAUAAGGAUUCCUGCUCCUCCUCUUCCUCUGAUAGCGAAGAUGAAAAGAAGAAAAAGAAGAAGAAGAAGAAGAAGAAGAAGCCGAAGAAGACGAAGAAAGAUAAGGAUUCCAGCUCUUCUUCUUCCUGUGACAGUGAAGAUGACAAGAAGAAGAAGAAGAAAAAGAAGAAGAAGAAGUCCAGCUCUACUGAUGACAGCUCCUGUCCCUCCUCAUCCUCCUCUUGCUCUGAUAGUGAUGAUGACAAGAAAAAGAAAGAUAAGAAAAAGAAGAAGAAGAAAGACAAGAAGAAGAAAAAGAAGGAUUCUUGUUCUUCUGACUCCUCUAGCAAUGAUGAUAUGAAGAAAAAGACUAAGAAGAAAAAGGAUAAGAAAAAAAAGAAAAAGAAAGAGAAGAAAAAGGACUCAGAUUCUUCUAGUAGUGAUGAUGACAAGAAGAAGAAGAAGAAGAAAAAAGACAAGAAGAAGAAGAAGGACAACAAGAAGGACUCCAGUUCAACUGAUAGUUCCUGUGACAGCGACAAGGAAAACAAGAAGGACAACAAGGACAAGAAAAAGAAGAAGAAAAAGAGUUCGGGUUCAUCAGGAAGUGAAACUGAUAAGAAGAAGAAGACGACUGACAGUCCUAACGGCGAGCAAAGCAGUGACCCAAAAGUGGAAGAUUCAGCUUCAGGUUGUGGGGAAUUUUCUGCCCCCAGUGGCAGCAGCGGCAGCAGCUCCAAGCCCUGUGUCUCUCCAGGUGUCGUCUCCUAUGUGUCACUCCCUUCCAAACCUGUCUUAAAACUGGAUCCUUCCGGGGUCUCAGCCUUCUCAGCUGUCCCAGCUGUCCCAUCUGUCCCUGCUGUCCCUGCUGGCCCUGCUGGCCCAGCUGUCCCUGCUGUCCCUGCUGUCCCUGCUGGCCCAGCUGUCCCUGCUACCUCAGUGAAUAUCGGAGAACGGGUCUACAUUCGCAGACCUCCCAGCCCAAUGGAGUCCCUCAUGGGGAGCCCGCGGCGGUACGGAGAAGCAGGGACACGUCCCACAACCCACCUCACCUCAAGUGAUCUGCUGAGAGGCCCCAAGCCUUACAAAUAAAUGCGUUACUUGUUUCAAAAAGCGUGUUACAGGACACUGGAGGAAGUCGAAUGUGAUGACGAGCUGUUCUUUAAUGACGCUCUCAGUUCCCUGAUUUACUGCAACAACAAAAAAAGAUCACUCACCAUGAUAAAAGGAGUAGUUUUGGUGGCUGUUCUGUUUUAAUGCAGUUACAACGGUAAAGAUGCAUGGGGACAUUAUGAAAAUGUUCAGGUUGAAGAAUAAUUGUUUCACUUUGUAUUAAAAGAAAGCACAUGAGUGGAGGAAUUGUCAACUCACAAUCACAGGAGAUGAUUGCAAACGCUUGGUUUGGGGAAUAAAAUAAUGAUUUUA